ACUUGUGAUCAUGUGAUGUAGCUCCAGUUUUAAAUAUAAUUCAAGAAAUAGUGAUUAUUUUAGUGCAUAUUUUUCAAUUUUAAGGCUAAAAUACAACAUUUGAAAAAUAUGAUUGUACACAAAAAAUUGUUAAUACCAAUCAUCUUCCAACUAAUAUUAACCCAAAGUUUUGUAACAAAUGGAGCAAUGUUACCUGAAGAAGGUACUACCAAUUUGGACACCGUAUCGACAACUCCUUUAAACAGUCAUGAAAAUGAGUUUCAAAAAAUUUCCGAUAAUAUAGAAUUAUCAGAAGAAGAAACUGAAUUAAUUCUACAACAAUUUGAUAGCAUUAUUAAUGGAUUAAAAACUUUUGAAGAGGAAUUAAAACCAGUUCCAGGCACAAUGACGGCGCGACCCAAAUGUGAGGUUACUAAAGAGAAGUUAGAAAAUUUAAAAAAAGAAAUCGUAGAAUCAUUAAAAGGUGUAUCAGACGAGGAUCCAGUUAAAUGCACUCUCGAUUUAAUUGGAUCUGAUAAUUGUAAUGAUUUAACAAAGAUGAUUCUUUGCGGUGUUAAACAAUUAAAAAGUGGAUUUGCAAAAGUUUCUAAAUCUGGUUCUAUCAAAGAAAUCACUAAAUGGAGAAACGCAUACGAAAAAUUAUCAGAAAAAUAUGAAAAAGAAAUUGAAGAUUUGAAACAAACUUUAUCACAAGAAUAUCAAUUAAAAUUAGAUAAAAUACAAAAUGAAUUCCAAGACUUGAAUAAAAAAUUAAAUAUUGCAUUGGAACGCUUACAGGCGACCAGAUUCGACUUUUGUAUUCUAGCAAUAAAGACUGGUAAUAUAGAAUCAGCUCUUGACCAUGCUAAAUAUUUCAAUUUAUAUUUGAUGUCACAAAUUAUUAAAGAAGUCUAUUAUGCUGAAAUAAAGAAGAACAAAGAACCAAAAGCUUUUGAGAAUAUCAUGAAAUUUCUUAAAAAGUAA
Messenger RNA from Chrysoperla carnea, 963 nucleotides. RefSeq lists its product as uncharacterized. The coding region runs from base 109 to 963 and encodes 284 amino acids. NCBI's taxonomy places the organism in Eukaryota, Metazoa, Arthropoda, Insecta, Neuroptera, Chrysopidae. The record is from RefSeq and is a predicted model, not a curated record. The transcript is spliced from 2 exons.